This is a messenger RNA of Arachis ipaensis, 2377 nucleotides long. RefSeq names its product beta-glucosidase 46. Lineage: Eukaryota; Viridiplantae; Streptophyta; Magnoliopsida; Fabales; Fabaceae. Gene Ontology annotation, molecular function: beta-glucosidase activity. The record is from RefSeq and is a predicted model, not a curated record. Gene Ontology annotation, biological process: carbohydrate metabolic process.
UUUUUGGGACGAGUGGUUUCAUAAUAGAUAAAGUAUUGUUAGUCACUUGUUUAAAACUUGAUUGUAAAAAAUUUAUAUACCUAACUUGAUCAUGAUUCAUAAGAAUAGGCUCCUUUUUUGUUUUAUUUUUAUCCAAAGUUAGAAGUGAGACUCGAAUCCGCGACCUCUAAAUAAGUAUGGAAAGACUAUGCCAUUUGAACUAUAUCUUGUUAAUAAGUAUAGGCUCCUUUUAUCUUCGAAGAUUCUUCGUUACGCAUUCUCACUCUUUCUAUCUCCACAAAAUUAUGAGUGAUGGAGAGAUGGUUAACUAGAGGGCAGAGCUAUAUUUUAACUUGAAAAGUUAUUCAAAGUUUUCAAAUUAAACAUUUUAAUUCUUGGAAAAGUAUUUAUGAAAAAGAAUUUAGAUUGGACAUUGUUUGAACGUUUACCUACCCUGCUACCCAUACAUAGUAUUUGAACGGUUUUUAGCCUCAUGACUUUUGAAUUAAUAUCUGUAAUGAUCUUACUAAAAUAAUUGUUUAUUUGUUUGUUUAUUGUUGAAUAAAAGUGAUGAAAUUGUUGUAGUGUCCGGCCUUAUGAUUUUGACUCCGUCUCUCAUUUAUCUUCUAAAUAAUUAAUAUAAACCAUAUUAUAACUAAUAUAAAUAUGUUAGUAGACAAUAGCAGGUGUAACCAAGCACUUACAUACAUAUUGUUGCAAUGGCAAUGGCUCUUCUAUCUCUGAUUGUUAUGGUGAUCAUGCAUUGUCUUCUCUCAUCAAAGGGGUUGGAUCAAUCUCCUUUGCCCUCUAAUUUCCUCUUUGGGACUUCUUCUUCUGCUUACCAGUAUGAAGGUGCUUACUUGAGUGAUGGAAAAGGACUAAACAUCUUUGAUGUCUUCCUUCACCAAUCACCAGGUACGACAGUUGAUAGAAGUAAUGGAGAUAUUGCGGUUGACCAAUACCAUCGCUACCUGGGGGAUAUUGAUCUAAUGGAAGCCAUCAAAGUCAAUAGCUAUAGAUUCUCAAUUUCAUGGGCAAGAGUUCUUCCGAAAGGAAGAUUUGGAGAAAUAAAUUGGGCUGGCGUGAACUACUAUAACAAGCUAAUAGACGCUUUGCUAGUCAAAGGAAUUCAACCUUUUGUAACAUUGUUCCACUUUGACACCCCCCAAGAACUAGAGGACAGAUAUGGUGCUUGGCUAAGUCCCCAAUCACGGGAAGAUUUUCAGUAUUUCGCAGAGCUCUGUUUUAAAUCAUUUGGUGAUAGGGUAAAGUACUGGGCAACCUUCAAUGAGCCAGAUUUCCUUGCAACAUACGGUUACCGUCUAGGAGUAGGUCCACCGGGUCGUUGCUCCAAACCAUUUGGAAAUUGCAGUCAAGGAGAUUCAGAGAAGGAACCUUUUCUGGUAGUACACAAUAUUAUCCUGUCUCAUGCAGAUGCUGUUGAGAUUUAUAGAACCAAAUACCAGGCAGAGCAAGGUGGUAAAAUUGGCAUUGCUGUGCAUCUUGACUGGUAUGAACCCAUAAGCAAUUCCACAGAAGACAAAUUGGCCACAGAAAGAGCAAGAUCAUUCAACUCGAAAUGGAUCUUGGACCCGAUCAUCUUUGGAAAAUAUCCUAAGGAGAUGCAAGAGAUUCUAGGAAAUAUAUUACCCAGAUUUUCCAGCAACGACCAAGAGAAGCUGAAGAAAGGAGUGGAUUUCAUUGGCAUCAAUCACUAUAUAAGUUUCUAUGUUAAGGACUGCAUUUUCUCCAUAUGUGAACAAGGACUUGGAAUCACCAGAACCGAGGGAUCGUACCAAACAAGUCCAAAUGGGAAACUAGCUUCGCUUGAUAUGCAAUAUAUUAAUCCUAAAGGCAUGGAGAAAAUUGUCACCUACAUAAAAGACAGAUACAAUAACAUUCCAAUGUUCUUAACUGAAAACGGAUAUGGCCAAAUGAGUCACUCAAAUUUCACCAAGGACCAAUACCUUAAAGAUUUCAACAGAAUUGAUUACAUGGAAGGUCACUUAGAUUCCCUACUGGAAGCCAUAAGGAAAGGAGCUAAUGUUAAGGGAUAUUUUGCCUGGUCCUUGCUGGACAACUUUGAGUGGAUACAAGGGUAUACAGUAAGAUAUGGACUCUACCAUGUUGAUCGAGCUACGCUGGAGAGAACUCCAAAAUUAUCAGCAAAUUGGUACAAGGACUUCAUUGCAAAGCAUAGAACAGAAACAUUCUUCAGAAAUUAUGGGGGCAGAAAACUGGUAGAAAUCAUUUGAGAAAAGAGGCUUAGCUAGAAAUUCAGUAACUAGGACUGUUACAAAGAUUUGUUCAGCUCUCCAAUGUCAAGCUUUGGCUUGUUGAUUUACUGGAGAGGAAAUCUUAAGGUUUCAGCAUUAUGAUAGUAUGGUCCUACCCGAAA